UGUUUAGAUCAAGGUUACAUUCAAGCAUUUCACAAUCACAGUACUUACUAUUCUCAUCUCAUUAAUCGAAAAAAGAGAGAAAGAGAGAGACGGAAGCAGGGAUAUUCCUGUGGCAACCUUACCAACACAAAGAGCAGGACUUAAUAACUCGAGAAAAAAAAAGAGAAGAGUUGGUCUUGAACACAAACACAUGUAAAGAUGCAUCCAGAUUUGUCACCACAUCUUCACUCUCCAGAGUGCAAUGAGCUGAUUCAGGCUCUCCACAACUGCCACAUUGAGAAUCCAUUUAAGAAAUUUUGGGGUCACUGUAAUGAUAUUGACAGGGCGAUGACGAGGUGCUUAAAAAAAGAGAGAAUGGAAAAGCAGAAAGCUAAUGCCAGACGUGCUCAAAUUAUGAAACAAAAACUGCUGGAUGGUCAGCGAGCUAACUUGCACAGUCCAGCCAAUGACUGAUUUCAGUGGUGUGUGCUGCAUUGUACUAUACAAUGAUUUUCACUAUUAUUUGAGGAUGUGUACUUCUGAGCAACUGUUUUGUCUUAAAUGCUACAUUUUAAUAAAUGGAUCAUUUAUGCAUUAAAAUGUUAAUAUGGACUCUUUUAA
This is a messenger RNA of Pomacea canaliculata, 600 nucleotides long. Its product is annotated as COX assembly mitochondrial protein 2 homolog. Gene Ontology annotation, cellular component: mitochondrion. Bases 199 to 453 code for a protein of 84 amino acids. The record is from RefSeq and is a predicted model, not a curated record. NCBI's taxonomy places the organism in Eukaryota, Metazoa, Mollusca, Gastropoda, Architaenioglossa, Ampullariidae. The transcript has 4 exons.